GCGGGAGGGGCGGGCUCGGCCGUUGGGACCCCUUCCCCAUAACGGUGGCCGUAACGGCGGCGGGCGAGUCGUGAGGCUGCGCCCAGGAGUGACGCUCGGGUCGGCGACUGUGAGGAAAUGGUCAGGGGCAGGAGGAAGAAGCGCGCAGAGGCGCGCCCGGAGCCGCCCCCGGGUCCCCGCGCCAGGGCUAGGAAGCACGAGCGGGAGGACGAGCCGUCCGUGGACAAGGCCCGUGGGAGCCCGGCCGGCCUCGCGCGGCUCCUGCCCGGCGUGCUGGAGCGGCUCGGCCGGAAGGCGCGCGUCCUGCUGCAGCUCGGGAUCCGUUGUGGCGCCGCGCUGGGCCUCGCUGCCUUUGUGGGAAUUUUGCAUUGGAUACACUUAACAACACUUUUUGAAAAUGACCGUCGUUUUUCUCACCUCUCAACUCUGGAACGGGAGAUGUCAUUUCGUAAUGAAAUGGGACUUUAUUAUUCUUAUUUCAAGACUAUUGUUGAAGCACCUUCGUUUUUGGAAGGCCUGUGGAUGAUUAUGAAUGACAGACUUACUGAAUAUCCCCUUGUAAUUAAUACAGUGAAACGAUUCCAUCUUUACCCAGAGGUAGUCCUAGCUUACUGGUAUCGUGCAUUCAUAGGAAUAAUGAAUUUAUUUGGAAUACAAACUAAGGCCUGCUGGAAUGUGACCAGAGAAGGAUUUCCUAGAGAAGUUGAGAGCUGUGAAGGAUUGGGAGACCCUGCUUACUUUUAUGUGGAUGUAAUUUUUAUCUUAAAUGGACUAAUGGUGGGAUUGCUGUUCAUCUAUGCUGCGUAUCUGAGUGAGACUCAAGUAGGAGGUCUAAUUACAGUACUGUGCUACUUUUUCAACCACGGAGAGGCCACGCGUGUGAUGUGGACGCCGCCUCUCCGCGAAAGCUUUGCAUAUCCGUUCCUGGUGCUUCAGAUGUAUAUUUUAACCAUGAUUCUCAGGACCUCCAACAAUUUUAGAAAGCAUUACAUUGCCCUCUGUCUUGCCAAUGUUGCUUUUAUGCUUCCCUGGCAGUUUGCUCAGUUUAUACUUUUCACACAGGUAGCCUCAUUAUUUCCCAUGUAUGUGGUGGGUUACAUUGAGCCAAACAAGUUUCAGAAGAUCACUUUGAUAAACAUGGUUUCAGUUUUCCUCUGUUGUGUUUUGAUGUUUGGGAAUCCGAUGUACUUAUCUUCUUACUAUUCUUCAUCUUUGUUAAUGACAUGGGUGAUAAUUCUAAAGAGAAAUAAAAUUCAUAGAAUCGGAAUAUCUGAACUCAACUUUUGGCUAAUUCAAGGUUGUGCUUGGUGGCUUGGAACAAUCAGUUUGAAACUUCUGACAUCUAAAAUCUUAGGUGUUUCAGACCAUAUUCGCCUGAGUGACAUUAUAGCAGCCAGAAUCUUACGGUAUGCAGACUUUGAUACCUUAAUGUACACUUGUGCUCCUGAAUCUUACUUCAUGGAACAAGUGACUCCAGUGAGAUACACAAAGACAUUAUUGCUUCCAAUUGUUAUGGUGAUUAUUUAUAUUAUCUUUAAAAAGGCUAUUCGUGAUGUUUUUGGUGCCUUAACUACAAACACUUAUCUAAGAAAACAGCUCCUUGAACAUGGUGAGCUAGUUUUUCACACAUUGCAGUUGUUAGCAUUUGCAGCCCUUGCCAUUUUGAUUUUGAGGCUGAAGCUGUUUUUGACCCCGCACAUGUGUGUUAUGGCUUCCUUGAUCUGCUCUCGACAGCUCUUUGGCUGGCUUUUUUACAAGGUUCGUUUCGAGAAUGUUAUCUUUGGCAUUUUAACAGUAAUGUCAGUACAAGGUUGUAUAAAUCUCCAAAAUCAGUGGAAAAUAAAAGGAGAAUUUAUUAAUUUGCCUCAGGAAGAACUUCUUCAGUGGAUCAAGCACAAUACGAGACCAGAUGCUGUUUUCGCAGGUGCCAUGCCAAUAAUGGCAAGCGUCAAGCUGUCCACGCUGCGCCCCAUUGUGAACCACCCGCACUACGAGGAUGCAGACCUGAGGGCCCGAACAAAAAUAGUCUAUUCUGUAUAUAGUCGAAAAUCUGCAAAAGAAGUGAGAGACAAGUUGCUGGAAUUACAUGUGAACUAUUAUAUUUUAGAAGAAGCGUGGUGUUUUGUGAAAACCAAGCCAGGUUGCAGUAUGCUGGAAAUCUGGGACUUGGAAGAUCCUUCUAAUGCAGCCAGCCCCUCCCUGUGCAGCAGCCUGCUCCAGGACGAAAGGCCAUACUUCACCACCAUGUUUUAUAAUGCCAUGUAUAGAGUUUUGAAGGUUAAUCGGGAAGUAGACUAUAUCAAAGUCUUGUGAUUCAAAGAAGGUGGUGCAAAGAAAGCAUCAAGUAUACAUACAACAUUCAUUAUAAUCACAAGCUUUAAUAGGAGAUGUUUAAAAUAAUGAAACACUAAGUAUGCUUAGUUUUUCUGAUCACAACCAACAAAUUAAUUGUUCUCCAUUGAAUGUCAGUCUUAUUAAGCUAAUCACAUGGGUUGUUUUACUAGUGCUCAGGAAAGAUCUUUUAUAAUUUCUAAUAAGUUCUUGAAAAUCACUUUGAAUUAAAGUAUUUUUUAAAACA
This is a messenger RNA of Cavia porcellus (domestic guinea pig), 2578 nucleotides long. Its product is annotated as probable C-mannosyltransferase DPY19L2. Gene Ontology annotation, biological process: spermatid development. The record is from RefSeq and is a predicted model, not a curated record. Gene Ontology annotation, molecular function: mannosyltransferase activity. NCBI's taxonomy places the organism in Eukaryota, Metazoa, Chordata, Mammalia, Rodentia, Caviidae. Gene Ontology annotation, cellular component: nuclear inner membrane. The transcript is spliced from 22 exons. The coding region runs from base 118 to 2313 and encodes 731 amino acids.